Messenger RNA from Gongylonema pulchrum, 555 nucleotides. The record is from the annotation of a GenBank genome assembly. NCBI's taxonomy places the organism in Eukaryota, Metazoa, Nematoda, Chromadorea, Rhabditida, Gongylonematidae.
UGCGGUAACUUACCCGUAACAAUUCCUAGACAUCGUGCUGUACCAUUUCUGGAGGUGAUAUGUUUUCUAAUUACCACCAGUGCAUUUUUUCAGCAUUCAGUUGCUUUCAUCGUUGCUAAAUUCCGGACCACGCUAUUAUUCUGCCGGGCACUGUAAUCCGUCGCUGCCACUGAGCAGCUACUAUAUCGCAGGAUUCGCUGGUGCACCGGAGCUUGCUUUAUCAUCGACGUCAUCAUCGUCACAGCUUCCGACACCGAUUGAAGAAACUUAUUCUUGGGGCAGUGCCGGUGAAGAGCACUCAAACAGCAACACUCCUAAUGUUAGUUUGCUGAUUUUUGCUAAAACACAUAUUAUCGCAAUAAUAUACCGCGGCUACUUAGAAAACAAACGGCGUGAUUAUUCUAUAUUGGUGAUGUUACUGGGAUGCUCCCAUGGAUGUAGAAGUGCCAGUCCCUCUGGUCCUAAACUUCAUGUUAGCAGCUGUUGCACGACGGCAGUGAUUGGCUGUUUUGAUAAAAUUUACACCACUUACCUUGGAAAUCAUAUUUUUUAAUA